Molecule: messenger RNA, 1411 nt
Organism: Gracilinanus agilis (Agile Gracile Mouse Opossum)
Lineage: Eukaryota; Metazoa; Chordata; Mammalia; Didelphimorphia; Didelphidae
Gene: SGCE
Product: sarcoglycan epsilon
Exons: 11
Coding region: 242-1324 (360 amino acids)
Cellular component (GO): sarcoglycan complex
Source: RefSeq, a predicted model, not a curated record
GGCGCCCGGAGGAGCAGGCGGGGGACCCUGCGUGGGCAGGAGCCCAGCCACCGCUGCCGCCCUGCUGCUAUUCACAGUGUACACCAUCCUCGCCAGGGGCCAGGCCGACCGCAACGUGUAUCCCUCCGCCGGAGUGCUCUUCGUCCACGUGCUGGAGCGGGAGUACUUUAAAGGGGAGUUCCCCCCCUUCCCGAAGCCUGGCGAGAUCAGCAACGACCCCAUCACGUUCAACACAAACCUCAUGGGCUACCCAGACAGGCCCGGCUGGCUGCGCUACAUUCAGAGGACGCCCUACAGCGACGGCGUGCUCUACGGCUCCCCCACGGCCGACAGCGUGGGCAGGCCCACCGUCAUCGAGAUAACGGCCUAUAAUCGGCGCACCUUUGAGACGGCCCGGCACAACCUGGUCAUCCACGUCAUGUCAGCGGAAGACUUCCCGUUGCCCUACCAAGCGGAAUUCUUCAUCAAGAACAUGAACGUGGAAGAGAUGCUGGCCAGCGAGGUCCUGGGAGACUUUCUGGGGGCCGUGAAGAACGUGUGGCAGCCCGAGCGGCUGAACGCCAUCAACAUCACGUCGGCCCUGGACCGGGGCGGCCGCGUCCCGCUGCCCAUCGACGACAUGAAGGAAGGGGUCUACGUGAUGGUCGGCGCCGACGUGCCCUUCUCGUCGUGCUUGCGGGAGGUGGAGAACCCCCAGAACCAGCUGCGCUGCAGCCAGGAGAUGGAGCCCGCCGUCACGUGUGACAAGAAGUUCCGAGCUCAGUUCCACAUCGACUGGUGCAAGAUCUCCCUGGUCGACAAGACGAAGCAGGCGUCCAGCUUCCAGGAGGUGGUGUGCGGGGAGGGCAUCCUGCCCGACGGCGGCGAGUACCGGCCGCCGCCCGCCUCGCUGAAGAGCCGCGACUACUACUCGGACUUCCUGGUCACGCUGGCCGUGCCGUCGGCCGUGGCGCUGGUGCUCUUCCUGGUCCUCGCCUACGUCAUGUGCUGCCGCCGCGAAGGCGUCAUCCAACUGGUCCACCACAGCGCCAUCCAGAAGUCCACCAAGGAGCUGCGGGACAUGUCCAAGAACCGGGAGAUCGCCUGGCCGCUGUCCACGCUGCCCGUGUUCCACCCGGUCACCGGGGAGAUGGUGCCCCCGCUGCCCACGGACGGCUACGACGGGACCAGCAUGCCGCUGAUGCAGACGCAGCCGAACCUCCCACAUCAGACUCAGAUUCCCCAGCAGCAGGCAGCCGGAGAGUUUCGUAUGACGACUUUUCAAAGGUUUGAGGUAAACGGUAUCCCUGAAGAGAGGAAGCUGACGGAAGCGCUGGACUUGUGACGCCGCCUCCGCGCCGCCGCCGGCUUUUUGGACUUUGGACUUUGUGUCUGUCCCGCUUUGGCGAGCGGCCUGGCCAAUAAACGGAUU